AUGGCUGAGAGUCUUUGCUUUGCACUUUUGCGUACGACUACGCUUCAAAUACUACAGUCGGCAGGAUUCGAAUCGUCACACCUCACGUCUGCCGAUGUAUUGACUGAUGUUUUUAGUCGCUACCUUGAAUUGCUAGGUCAGACUACUGCUGAGUUAGCAGAACAUUCUGGCCGAGUCAAGGCAAACGCUCUGGACACCUCAACCACUUUCUCAGAGCUUCAUAUAGACAUCGGAUCUCUCAGAGAUUGGCUUGAAAUUGGCGAUGGAAAAGUCCUUUUACCUUCAUGGAGCAAUGGCAAUGAUCCUGGCCAAGUUUUAAACGGUAUAUCAUCAAUGACAAAGCGUGAUUUUACUGCUGAAGUGAGAAGCUUGCUAAUGUAUUCAUCUAUAGAUGUAAUACGAAGUGGUUGUCAAAUUGUAGAUCCGGACGAUACUAUUGAGUACGAAUAUCAAGAAGUUCCGGAAGACAUCGACACCCUAUUAAGCGAUGACGACGCGUUCACAGAGAGCAGCGAAGAAGAGUUUGAAGAAGACGACGUCGACGAAACCAACGCCGCAGAAUUACACAACGGCGUAGAAUAUGGAAACCACCAAUCUAAUUAUAUUCCUAAUCACCUCCCACCACUCCCAAUACAGUCCUUAGACGAUGAUAAUGUAUCUGCUCCUCAAGUUGAACAGCCGAGUUCAUCGACAGCACAAAAGCAAGAUUCACAAGCUCCAAAACCUUUGAACGCUAUACUUUUGAAGACUGGGAAAAGAAAGGCACCUAAAGAACCUUACAGACACAAAAUACCCUUUGAAGACUCUUAUCUUGGAAAUCUAGAUAUUAGAGGCGCCGAAGACAGCACGAUGCAGGACAUCCAAGCGUCAUCAUUAGAAGAUAAUCAUAAGAUGGUACCGUUUGAUAAAUUAUCGAAAUAUGUGGAGAAGAAAAAGGACGCUGGGGUGCAGGCAACCAAGCGACACAAGAGUUGGGCCAAUUCCGAGCAUUUCGCAGAAAACAUAAAUCCCAACCGUAUGUUGAUGUUCUCCGACGAAUUAGUCAGUACGGCACCACCGAGUAUUCUGGAGAAGAUAAUAACUAAAGUAGCGCCUUCUGCUGCUGUAUCAAAACUUUCAGCACCCAAUUUAUGGACCGACGUGAUUGCAAGUGGGUCCAGCUUACCUGAGGAUGCCAUAUCAAAGCCGACAGUCGAUGUACCCGAAAUACCUACCCCUGUGAUCGAAAAGCCUGCACCCGCACCUGUAGUCGUCAAAAGAGCAAAAAGCAACUCAAUAUCAUCGGCAGGCACUACUGUUGUUCACCCACCGAAGAAGCAUGAGCCAGUGCGGACCGCCGCCCCAACGUCGCUUGCAGCAUUGGCGGCGUCUGAUUCUACCCCUGCUGCACCGAAGAAGAGUGGUUUGACUGUCAACUUAUCGCUAAACACUUUGGGAACACAUAACCAACCAGCCCCAUCCUCUGCGGCAGCACCUUCCUCCAGCGACUCUAGCACUCCUAAGAUUCGAUUCAAGCUCAAACUUCCUACAGUGGUAGAAUCAGCACCGCCGCCUGUGGAAGUUUCAGGUGGAGAUACUGAGGUCAUCAACUGUAUUUGCGACAAUCCACAUGUCGACUAUGGAACGUUUAUGAUAGCAUGCGACAAUUGUAGUGAAUGGUUCCAUGGAGAUUGUGUCGGUAUACGAGAAAGUGACCAAGUUGCUGAGUGGUAUUGUAUGCGAUGUCGACCAAGACAUUGA
Molecule: messenger RNA, 1740 nt
Organism: Umbelopsis ramanniana AG
Lineage: Eukaryota; Fungi; Mucoromycota; Umbelopsidomycetes; Umbelopsidales; Umbelopsidaceae
Exons: 1
Coding region: 1-1740 (579 amino acids)
Cellular component (GO): transcription factor TFIID complex
Molecular function (GO): protein heterodimerization activity
Source: RefSeq, a predicted model, not a curated record